Messenger RNA from Nymphaea colorata (pocket water lily), 1339 nucleotides. RefSeq names its product peroxidase 51-like. NCBI's taxonomy places the organism in Eukaryota, Viridiplantae, Streptophyta, Magnoliopsida, Nymphaeales, Nymphaeaceae. Gene Ontology annotation, biological process: response to oxidative stress; hydrogen peroxide catabolic process. Bases 197 to 1177 code for a protein of 326 amino acids. Gene Ontology annotation, molecular function: peroxidase activity; heme binding. The transcript has 4 exons. The record is from RefSeq and is a predicted model, not a curated record.
AAGGAGGCCAUGAAGCCUCCAAAAGCGUGAAUACAAUUGAAUUAACCAUCUCCUUCGUCCUUUUCUCCAUCCCCACUUUUUCUUUAUUCCAACAACGAUGGCUACCAAAAGAUUCCCCCGGACUGUCAUUGCCUUGUGUAUUUAGCUUAAUUCAAUCAAGGCAAGGCAAGACAUCAUCCUGCGAAUUACAUCCACAAUGGCUAAGGAGCUCCUUCUUCUGCUCAUAUUCCUAGUGCUGACACUCGGCCUACCGAGCCCAGGUGCAGCCCAGUUAAGGUACAACUACUAUGCUUCUACCUGUCCCAACGUCGAGAACAUUGUCCGGAACGCCGUCGCCGCCAAGUUCCGGCAGACGUUCGUCACCGUGCCGGCGACGGUCAGGCUCUUCUUCCAUGACUGCUUCGUUCAGGGCUGUGAUGCAUCUAUAAUAAUCGCGUCGACUCCGAGCAACCGGGCUGAGAAGGACAACCCGGACAACUUGUCACUGGCCGGAGAUGGAUUCGACACGGUGAUGAAGGCCAAGGCGGCCGUGGAUGCGGACCCAAAAUGUAGGAAUAUGGUCUCUUGUGCUGACAUUCUGGCCUUGGCGACCAGAGAUGCCAUUGCUCUGGCCGGAGGACCGUCUUAUGCCGUGGAAUUGGGAAGGAAGGAUGGCCUGAGUUCGACGGCGCAAAGUGUCGCCGGAAAACUUCCUCAACCGACCUUCAGCUUGGAUCAACUCAACUCCCUGUUUGCUUCCCAUGGUCUCACUCAGACAGACCUGAUCGCACUCUCAGGGGCUCAUACGGUCGGAUUUUCUCACUGCAACCGGUUCUCUAGCCGGAUAUACAAACCCAACAAUGGAGUGGAUCCCUCCAUGAACCGGACCUACGCAGCCCAGCUCCGGGGUAUGUGCCCCACGAAUGUGGAUCCAACAAUUGCCAUCAACAUGGACCCUGAAACUCCCAAGUCCUUUGACAAUGCCUACUUCCAGAACUUGCAGAGAGGCAUGGGACUCUUCACUUCCGACCAAUCCCUCUUCGCCGACCGCCGGUCUCGGCCUACUGUCAAUACAUUUGCCGGAAACAAGUUCGCGUUCGAGCGGGCAUUUGUUACUGCAAUCACCAAACUAGGCCGGGUCGGCGUGAAGACCGGGCAGCAGGGAAACAUACGCCGCGACUGCAGCAUGUUCAAUUAGGAAUCAAGAGCAUAUAUGACACUGUAUCGAUGCUUGAUUAUUCACUUCUUGCUGUUCUCCUUUUUAAUAUCAGGUUGCACUUGUGAGACUUGUAUCAAUGAGAUCAUGUCGGAAGACUGAACUUAUAAUCAAGUUCUUUUAUUUAGAGAAACUUAAAGUCAA